CAACCCCAAAACCUCAUCAAUCCUCGCUCCGUCGCUGCCACCUGCACCACUUCCCCCCCACCACUAUCUUGGAUCCCAGACCCUCCAGUCUCCUCAAUUGAUCCCUCCUCACGCUUCAGGAUGGGUCUCACCGAUUUUUUCUCCGACAUGAUCUCCUCCCUGAGCUUCCCCGAGGCUCAGGCUGAGGCUCCCGCCGAGACCGCCGAGGAGACCCCCAGCCAGGAGACCCAGCCCGAAGAGAAGUCGGCCGCCAGCGAGGAAUCGACCGCCGACGAGAGCUCCGAGAAGACCGAGGACUCGGCCGAGGAGACCCCCGCUGAGGAGGCCUCCGAGGAGGAGCCCGAGAAGGAGGAAGAGGAAGAGGCCGAGGAGGAAGAAGAGGAGGAAGAGGAAGAAGAAGAGGAACCCGAGGACAUCAAGCCCCAGCUCGAGGAGGAGUGUGCCAACUCCUCCCAGUGUGCCCCGGCCAAGCACCACUUCGACGAGUGCGUUGAGCGUGUCACCCAGCAGCAGGAAGAUGAGGACUACAAGGGCCCCAAGGAGGACUGCGUUGAGGAGUUCUUCCACCUCGCCCACUGUGCCACCGAGUGCGCCGCCCCCAAGCUCUGGAAGUCCCUCAAAUAAAUGUGUCGCUCCCGUGACGAUUCCUGCCACGUUUCUCUUAAUGGUUCAAUGACAAAACGGGUUUAACGAACGGCG
This is a messenger RNA of Aspergillus steynii IBT 23096, 699 nucleotides long. RefSeq names its product cytochrome b-c1 complex subunit 6 family protein. The transcript has 3 exons. Gene Ontology annotation, biological process: mitochondrial electron transport, ubiquinol to cytochrome c. Bases 121 to 624 code for a protein of 167 amino acids. The record is from RefSeq and is a predicted model, not a curated record. Lineage: Eukaryota; Fungi; Ascomycota; Eurotiomycetes; Eurotiales; Aspergillaceae.